UGCUCCUUCCGGAGACAAUUUGCUACCGUCACCGAAAACAGGUUUCCACCCUCACUCAUCAUUGGUCAAUCAGCUCAACCAAUCACACACAGGGGAUGGAGCACUGAGAUUUGCUUACAGUUUGUAUAAAUUAGACUCCUUGCACUCUGGUCCUGUAUUCGUUGCCUCAGAGUAUCGAAGAUUACAACAUGCCUGAACCCGCGAAGUCUGCGCCCAAGAAGGGCUCCAAGAAAGCCGUGACCAAAACCGCCGGCAAAGGAGGAAAGAAGAAGAGAAAGACCAGGAAGGAGAGCUACGCCAUCUACGUGUACAAGGUGCUCAAGCAGGUCCAUCCUGAUACCGGUAUCUCUUCCAAGGCCAUGAGCAUCAUGAACUCGUUUGUUAACGACAUCUUUGAGCGCAUCGCGUCGGAAGCGUCUCGUCUGGCUCAUUACAACAAACGCUCCACCAUCACCUCCAGGGAAAUCCAGACUGCCGUCCGCCUCCUGCUGCCCGGUGAGCUGGCCAAGCACGCCGUGUCUGAGGGAACCAAGGCCGUCACCAAGUACACCAGCUCCAAGUAAACACCCUUGCAGAAAAGAA
Molecule: messenger RNA, 582 nt
Organism: Melanotaenia boesemani (Boeseman's rainbowfish)
Lineage: Eukaryota; Metazoa; Chordata; Actinopteri; Atheriniformes; Melanotaeniidae
Product: histone H2B 1/2
Exons: 1
Coding region: 189-563 (124 amino acids)
Cellular component (GO): nucleosome
Molecular function (GO): protein heterodimerization activity; structural constituent of chromatin; DNA binding
Source: RefSeq, a predicted model, not a curated record